Messenger RNA from Clupea harengus (Atlantic herring), 3402 nucleotides. RefSeq names its product BCL2 apoptosis regulator a (gene bcl2a). NCBI's taxonomy places the organism in Eukaryota, Metazoa, Chordata, Actinopteri, Clupeiformes, Clupeidae. Gene Ontology annotation, molecular function: BH domain binding. Gene Ontology annotation, cellular component: mitochondrial outer membrane. Gene Ontology annotation, biological process: regulation of apoptotic process; intrinsic apoptotic signaling pathway in response to DNA damage; extrinsic apoptotic signaling pathway in absence of ligand. The record is from RefSeq and is a predicted model, not a curated record.
GCCCUAGUGCCUCCCAGAUAUGAGCGUACAUAUGAAGGGUUGCUACUUUUGAUUUUAUGCAUAUCAGACCAUUUCACUAUUGUAUGCAACAGUUCCAGCAAUUGACCAUGUAAAAUUCAUUCACACAUGGCUAUCUUAAUUUAAAUGAAUUUAAUAAGAAAUAAUCAAGAACGUCCAGACCCUCUGCACCAAAUUGAACGACUCUUUUGGGAAGAUACUGUGAUGUGAUGGAUCCAAUUAAAUUAUCAUGGCUAUGGGUCCAGACAUGGAGCAGCUGGGCCACACUAGUCCUUCUUGUGGCCGCUUUAGGAAACCCAAUCAGACGAGGAUUGGCCGCAAGAUUAUUUAAUUACUGACCAAAAAUCCAAGUUCAGCCUUUGCUCCAGUCUGCUCCUUGUAAAUGAGGUGUCUAAACAGUGUUUUGUUUUGUUUGUUCAAUAUCCAUGACUAAGGUUUUCCUGACAACGUUGAUUUCCAUUAGGCAUUUUCUUGUGUCUACAGACAACACCAAAGAACCACACACACGCGGCAAUUCUCAAUAAAUCUUAGUCAAGAGAUCAAACUGGCGCGAGGGCGGUUCUCGUGUGACCGAUCCCUCAUGCAGUCUAUGUCCAUACUCGCCGGGUAACACUACACUUGUCAAAGUAAUUACAUCAUUUGUACUACUUUAGAUGAUGCGCCGCACGGUCUUCGAUGGCCGACUCAUUCAGAAAACUAUGUGACGUAGACCAAGAAAGGGAAGUACUAAACGAGUGGGAGUAGGCUUCGCUACAAGCCAGCCAGACUUCAUGCACACAUUGAAUAGGGACCACAAGCUCAAUGACACAAGCUUACAGCGGAGUCCCCCGCACACGGUAAUCGCAGACGUUCAAACCCUGUGGGAUCACACAUGGACGCAUGACCACAGCGUUUCCGUCGCAUACUCUACCGCCAGGUCUGGUCUAAAAUUGUGCUGCAAUUAUUUAUUCAGGCAGUUGCUAGAGGGUGAAAGUGUAGUUCGAAAGGAUCGUAAACGAUUUCUCUUCCGUCUUUCUGUUGCUUUUAAUGUUCACGGGGUUGACAAAACCGUGGAAAAAGCUCUGUUUUCCAUAAACUACAUAAACUUCGUAUGGGAAAUACCAGCUCGCCUCGACAUCAUUCUCUGCCAACUGCGCAUUGGUGGUUGCGUUCUACUGCGGGAAAGAAAUUUCGCUUCCACUGAGACUUUUACGCCUGAAACUCACUCGCUACUUUCCCAUGGAUUUCACUCCCAGCCUCUGAAAAAGGGGCGUAAGCUACCAUAUGCGGAGAUCAGACAUUCCUACUCGUGCGGUUACAGAGCGCAAUCUUGGGCCACGUAAUGAUGGUAGCGCAUGGAAGUUGAAUUAACCCAUCUGACCGGAUCGGAUGCUCUAUCACAAUUUCUUAAACAUCUACGUGCCCGUCAUUAAAACAAAAGGGGACGGGAUAUAGACGUUUUGUUGCUGGGGCAAUUGGGCCUGCAAAAUACAAUCAAAUGAAGUGGUUCACUUUCUUACCGGGGGUUGAUGCGACACAAGUUCAGCGAAUUUGCAGGUACAUCACAAUAGAAGCUGUUGCAAUUGUGUCAGUUUCGGUUGGUCUAAGUCAAAUGAUUGUGCAGUCUUUUCACAUGUAUUGAUCUUAACGGUGUUCGCUUACAGCGAUUGUACUAUUGUAUACCAUUAUGGCAAACGACAAUUCCUAUGACAACCGCGAUAUUGUACAGAACUACAUUUAUCACAAACUUCUAAAGAAGGGAUACGUAUGGGAAUUCAACAGCAUAGCAGACAUUGACUCUCCAAAUAACGGAUUAGCGGAUAACUCUGAAGUUUACGCUCGGAGACUGCACGCAGACGCGGCUGGAGACAACCCAGACUCCCCGGUGUCCUCCCUGCGCUCGCAGCCAGACCCGCACGCCAGGCUAAACCGGGUCCUCCGCGAGGCAGGGGACGAGAUAGAGAGGAUGUACCAGCGGGACUUUGCCGCCAUGGGGGAUCGCCUGCACUUCACCCCAGGUACCGCGCAGAGGAAAUUCACCGCGGUCGCCGAGGAGCUGUUCAGCGAUGAUGGGGUGAACUGGGGUCGAAUCGUCGCAUUUAUCGAAUUCGGUGGGACCAUGUGCGUAGAGAGCGUUAACCGGCAGAUGGUGCCCCAAGUGGAUCUCAUAGCACACUGGAUGACGGAGUAUCUAGACGGUCCACUCCACAACUGGAUUGAGCAGAACGGCGGCUGGGAUGCGUUUGUGGAGUUGUAUGGCCAACCGCAGGGUGCCGUGCCUCCAUCCUGGCCUUACCUGAAAACCGUGUUGGGAAUGGCAGCCUUGGGCGCGGCUGGCGUCACCAUCGGAGCCCUCUUCACCCAGAAGUGAUGGACGAUGACGACGACGACAAUGACGAUGACGACUUAUCUCUCCAUCCCCUGCCCGUCACCCUUCACUUCGCUCCUCUCCUUUCCUGACGUCUUCAGAGACCAGCUCAGUUCUUGAGUGUUCUUGACGGCACUGGUGCUGUCCUUCAGGAGCUCAGAAAAGCAACUGAGCAUAUCCCAAACAGCCUCCUUUUCACUCACUCUUGUGGAAAUCUUUGGUGUAUCCAUCUCUCCCACUCUCUAUCUCACCAACACGAUGUACUGUCUGAAUAGAGAUAAGGAGGGAAGGCAAAGGAUUAAAAAAAGUAAGGCACAAGGAAAAUAAACACACACAUAACCACAUUUGUGUGUGUGUGUGUCCACAUAAAGAUGUGGGCAGUCACAUAUUCAUCUAUGUUAUAGAGAUGAAAGCAUAAGACUCUUCACGGACUCUUUCACACCACACGGUUUAACGCAGUACAAUACAACACAACAGUCAGAAAUUGACAUUUAACAUUUCACUUUGAACAUUGACUGAACAGAAGACUGGAACUGGAGCAGAGUGCAGUUUCAAGGACUUUUUGAGACUGAAGCCAUGCGUGAAACAUGUAGACAUCUUUUUUCUUAAAAAAAAAAAAAAAAAAAAGUUAAUUUUUCUAUGCUUUUUUUAAAAGCUCACUUUUUUCAAAGCAUGAGUCUGUGAUAACUGUGUCACACAUGGUAAUACAAAAAAACAUAUGACAAGAAGAAAAAGAAGAAAACGAAGAAAAAUAUAUGAAAAGUAGAAAAAGCAGAAAAAGAUGGAAAAUGUCCGGCGUGAAUGUAUAUAGCUCAACUUCCCUGUGCAUGCGAGUUUAAUGCCACAUGUCAUUUCUGCAUGCUGCUCCUCAAAAAAAGAAAAAAAAACUUUCCUUUUCUUUCUCACUUUCUCUUUUUUCCUAACCUUUAUCCUUCAUUUCUGCAGAGAAGUAGUUGGGAAGGAAGGAUAGGUCGAGGGGCUCUUUUGUAAAUGGAUCAGAUGUUUAGGGUCUCUCAUUAAAAGUUUCUGCCUUUUAA